CUGGAAGAAACACAACAAACGAGGAGCUGGAGAGCAUGUUGGAAAGUGACAAUCCAGCCAUCUUCACCUCGGGGAUAAUUAUGGACAACAUCACCCAGCAAGCAAUGAAUGAGAUCGAGACGCGGCACAAUGAGAUUAUCAAGCUGGAAAACAGUAUCAGGGAGCUUCACGACAUGUUCAUGGACAUGGCCAUGCUGGUGGAAAGCCAGGGCAACCUCGUGAACAACAUUGAGCACUGUGUUAUGGAGGCCCAGGAUUAUGUGGAGCAGGGAAAGGACAACAUCCCAAAAUGCAAAAAGUUCAAAAAGACCAACAGACGGAAGGUGAUCCUGAUAGGAGUUUGUGUUGCGAUUUGUAUCACCAUCCUCAUUAUUUCGCUCGCAGUGGGACUCAGUUAGGAGCCUAAAAAAAUCAUCACAUGGCAGACAGGACAGUCAUUAUGAGUGACAUGAAUGCCAAAAAAACACACACAACUGUUCAUGUGUUAAAUGUACUGUAUGGUGGCCUCUGCAAUGUGUGCAGUGAGCACUGCUUGUGAACUGGGAAGCAAGUCAUUGCAUUACUGGUCUGAGGUCUGUGCAGCAAGCUAUGAACACUCAAAUAUAAUCUGCAUCAACUUUUAUUCUUAAUGUGUGCUUCAGCUCCAGGAACGGUUUGUGCUUGGCCUGUUUGAGUUGCAAAGCUUUGUCAUGUGCAUGUUUCUCUCUGUUGUCCCACAAACACAAAUUGAAGAUGAUUGCAUUAUUACUAAAAUGGUCAUCAAAAUAAGCUUACUACCAAUUAGUUUUAACAAUGAUGUAUUACUAAAGGUAAAACAAAAUGGUUAAACAUUUUGGGAAAUCCACUUUUGAGUUAGGUUGGUCAAAUAUGUGCCUUAGAGUUUUUUUUUGUUUCGCAGCCAUAGUGACUUUAUGGAGGAGUGAUCAGGAAUUACAGCAAUCUCCAAAAAUGUAUUCUCCCUUCCAGGUUUUCAUCUGUAGUGUUUAUGCUUCCGUGCAAAUUCUGCUUUUGGAAAAGUCUAACAAAUAUAAAACAAUUGACUUGUGGUGAUGUGUUAACAGCUGGGUGGAUGUUUUCUUUUUUGUUUAGUUUUUUUUAAUAAUUGUGAUUUUUUUUUAAUCAUGAUUUUUAAGAUACUGCAACAAUGUAGAGAUUUUAUUUCCUUCUCACCCGAUACAUCCACGAUAUAUCGAUGAAUCUGAAAUGACCAGGUAAAUUAAAUAAGCUAUUAAUAGUUUAUGAGUGAAAUUAGGAUUUAUAACACACAAACAAAUGUAAGUUUAUAGUUGCACAUUUAAAGGUUUAGUCAGUUACUUUACAGAGCUUAAAAUGAGGUAAAAAGAACCUCAGAUGAAUAACAACACAUGACAUAUGUGUCAUUAUUUAUUUUUUAAAAAUCCAAAAUGCAGAACCAGUGUGUGAAAGACUAAGUACAUUCUUAAUACUUUCAGAGGAAUUAAAAGGGUAAGUAGCAGCCACGUGCUGCUAAUCUAAUGCAUUUGAUAGUGGAGAAGGGUUCUCGUUAAGGUCUAUGCCUCAACGAGAACCAUCCCUGUGUACUGCUCUGUCCCUCAUCCUUCUCUGUUGUUGGGAACGAGUCUUGGGUCGCCAGGUUCUCUGUUAACGCUGUGCCUUUGACGUGUCCUUUCAGAGCGUCGGGGCACUUUUCUCCCUGAAGCUCAGAGAUCAAGAUAUUUUCAUUUCUCCGAAACAGGUCUUUGAGCAGAAGGAUGACCAGUUUGAGGGCCUAGCACCGAAGGCGCUAACCCUAACCCCCCUAACCCUAUAGCAUAUCAAACACCUCAUGAUGAUUUGGGUUGUGCAACCACAGAAGCUGGGCACCUUACAGUCACUGACAAUGAUCCCAAGCAUGGCAGCAAAACGACAACAGAAUGGCUGAAAAAGAAAAGAAUCAAGGUGUUUCAAUGGCCAAGUUAAAGUCCAGACUUCAACUAGAUUGAAAUGCUCUGGUGGAAUAGCUGUGCUUCAUUAAAUGCGCAUAAAUCUCAACAAGCUGAAGCAAUGUUAAGAAGAGUAAGCCAAAAAAAAAAAACAUUAAUAUAAAAUGCUGAGAAAUAUGUACAGAAAAUGAUUAUUUCAAGUUAUUGCUGUUGGAGUUGGUUCUACGAACUACUGAAUCAUGUUGUUUACUUAGCUUUUCACACACUGCUUCUGCACUUUGCCUUUUUUAAACAAAUAAUGUCACAUGUUUUGGUUUAUUGAGUAAAUUAAAAUUGAAUGAACUAAUUUAAGUCUUUCUUUGUGGAAUUAGCAUGUUCUCCCCAUGUUUGUCUUUCCGGGUACUCCAGCUUCCUCUCACAGUCCAAAGACAUGCAGUUAGUGGGGAUAGGCUAAUUGCCCAUAGGUGGGAGUGCGAGUGUGAAUGGUUGCCCUAUAUCUGUGUGUUAGACCUGCAACAGACUGGCAACCUGUCCAGGUUGUAUCCUGCCGCUCGCCCUCAGGAAGCUGGGAUAUGCUUCAGCGCCCCCGCAACCCUGAGAAGGAUAAGCAGUAGAGAAUGGAUGGAUAAUUUUAGUUUAGCUGUAAUAACCAGAUGAUUUUGUUUAUGUCCUGAUAUGUAAAACUUUAGAACUGCAUGAGGGUGUCUCAUAGAGAGAGAUGAUGUGUUUAAUUGAACUUUUAUUUUCUCCUUAUUAUACUGAUGUGAUGAGAUGUAUGUGACUCAUAACUAAGGGCAUAUUUCCUUAAACGGUUUCUUUAAGAGUUGUUGGAAACUGUGCAAGUCCACAGGAUUUAUUUGCUGCACGCUGAACUUCUUCAUUAGAGGGACCUUUGCUAAACACGUUUUAAAAGUGAAGUUUGUGUUUGGUGGAUUUUUACUUUUUGAUAAAUUUGCAGUCUUGCUUGCAUAUUCUUGGAUAACCACUAGAUGGAGCCAAAUCGAUGCUUUUUAUGUUGUGCAUGUGAUGGCUUUAACCACAGAGAUGAUUUCUGUUUGUGGCAUGUGUAUAUGACAGAUGGUAUGAGCAAAAUGCAGGAUUUAAAGAUUUCUUUUAAAAGAAGAUGUAGAAAUAAUGUAACAUUUUGGUCACACUCCAGCAUUAUUAGAAUGAAUUAAAUUGCAUUUUUUCCCCAGCUCGGUUCUUUUACUUUUGUUGUAAACUGCAUUUUGUUCAAAUUAUUAUUAACUCUGUUCAAGUAAAGCACAAACAGUAUAACUAACAUGUUUUCUCUGCUCCCCAUUUGCUGCUUUGGAUGUUUUUUUUUUCUUUUAUUUGUUAAUACC
Maylandia zebra (zebra mbuna) is the source of this 3247-nucleotide messenger RNA. Lineage: Eukaryota; Metazoa; Chordata; Actinopteri; Cichliformes; Cichlidae. The record is from RefSeq and is a predicted model, not a curated record.